GAUGACAGCAAUGAUGAUGGCAAUAAUGAGUUAGUAACGGGAGAACCAAAACCAAAGAAAUCCCAUCACUGCCCAUGGCCUAAUUGCCACAAGACAUUCACACGCUCUGCCCAUCUGGCGCGCCAUGUACGUUCUCAUGGAGGCGAGAGGCCUUACGCGUGCCCACAUGAAGGAUGUGGCAAAUAUUUUUCUCGAUCAGACGUCUUGAAGGAACAUAUCAGGAUUCACGAC
Lobosporangium transversale is the source of this 231-nucleotide messenger RNA. RefSeq lists its product as hypothetical. Lineage: Eukaryota; Fungi; Mortierellomycota; Mortierellomycetes; Mortierellales; Mortierellaceae. The annotation marks the transcript as partial. The record is from RefSeq and is a predicted model, not a curated record. Gene Ontology annotation, biological process: regulation of transcription by RNA polymerase II. Gene Ontology annotation, molecular function: RNA polymerase II cis-regulatory region sequence-specific DNA binding; DNA-binding transcription factor activity, RNA polymerase II-specific. The transcript has a single exon.